AUGGCGUUAAGACUCAGCGAUGUCUUGUACGUAUCCGACUUCGAAUCGGCUUACCAGGAGGGCAUGGAGAUGGCGUACACUGUCGACGGACAGCCACGCGUCGGCGAGUUCAAUCGCAAAAUGGGCAGCGUCGCAAUUCUGAUCUUCCACCGAGAGCUCGACUGCUUCAUGCUCGUCCGCCAGUUCCGUCCCGCCAUCUUCACGGCGCACGUCUCCCGUUUGCCGGAGAACGUGGGCAAAGAUUUAAACGAGAUUCAGUGGAGCGACUACGAUCCGGAAGUCGGUCACACUGUCGAGUUGUGCGCCGGUCUCAUCGACAAAGACGGACUCACGCUGGAGGAAAUCGCCGCAGAAGAGAUCGCCGAAGAGUGCGGAUACCGCGUCGACCCGGACCGUCUUCUCGAGAUCUCCACGUUCGUCGUCGGCGCGCACCAAUCCGGAAACGCGCAAUAUCUGUUCUACGUGGAAGUGGACGAGUCAAUGAAAAUCAGCGAGGGCGGAGGCAACGCUCACGAGGGAGAGUUCAUUUCGAAAGUAUUUCUGACUGUGCCACAGGCCAAAAGCAUCGCCCGUCCAGCCGAACACACGCACGCGGACGUCAAGGGACCACCCGGCGUUCUGUUCGCUCUUCAGUGGUGGUUCUUGGUGCUCGAUCCGAGAAAGGUUGGAAUUGUGCACAUGACGCUGAAAAAUCGCAACUAUUUAGAAAGGACUGAUCGCGACGCCGCCGGUGGCGUACGUCUGGAGACCGAACAACGCGAAACACAUUACCGAUGUCAAAUUCAGCACUGACUUCGAUAAGAAGAAAUACGGUUAUGAUCCGAGAAGAAUGACGUUCACAUUGGUGAGCGUUCUGCAGAGAAUUUGAAAUUUUCGAACGGAGCGAAGCUUUCAGAACGGAAUCACUCGCACGUGGGAUAUGGCACUGUGUCCGUCGACGACCGCUUGCAUUCUCGUGGAUCAGGUCAAGAAGCAGCUCGUUCUCUUGCAGACUUUCAGGCCUCGUAAGAUCAUUGAAUUCAUUCGAGAAUUAUCCAAACGGACGUGGCUCUUAUUACAGAAGUGCUCAUCGGAAAAACCAGAAAUGUCGAGGAUAACAUGGACAAGAACAUGAAUGAGAUCGACUACUCGAUUAUGGACCCGGAAGAGGCUUAUACGGUGAGAAGCCGUCGUCUCCCAUCCUCUCCAAUACUUUUCUUUUUCUUUUCCAGCUGGAAUUGCCUGUGAACCAAGUGCCGAACGGCGACGAUCCGCGAAAGUUUGCCCGAAUCGCCGCCAAACAAAUUGGCUACGAUCUUCCGGAGACCGAAUUCCGGCUCCUCUCGCAGUGCGUGCCGGGCAUCGGACAGUCCGGAGACACCCAGCACAUCUACCUGGCCGACGUGAGCAAGGCUCGAAUCUGCGAGAAGGAGGAGGACGAGGACGUCGAGGAGCUGCGCGUCGCUUUCUCCAACCUGCCCGCUCUGUACACCCAAGAGUUUGUGGGCCCACCGACGACCUACUACGCCAUCGGAUACUGUCUCGAUGAACUCAUUUAA
Caenorhabditis sp. 36 PRJEB53466 is the source of this 1538-nucleotide messenger RNA. The record is from the annotation of a GenBank genome assembly. NCBI's taxonomy places the organism in Eukaryota, Metazoa, Nematoda, Chromadorea, Rhabditida, Rhabditidae.